CAGGGGCAGGUGGAUCCGAACAGCCGCUGGGAGACGCUUCUCCUCACAAAGGAGAGGGGAGGGGGCGGAGAGAGAGAGAGCGAGCAUGCGCAGUGGGCUCGGCCCGGCCUCGCUUCUGGAGAAAGAGAGAGAGAGGAGGAGAUGUUGAAGAGAGACACUCGGGUUCAUCCCCUCCGGAAGGGAGCCACUCGAAAGCCUCUCUCCUCUCUCUUUCUCCCCGCUUUGUCCUUCCCUCGGGCUCCCCACAGACGUAUUGUUAGCUUUUCCAUCCGGUGGCUUUAAAACCUGAGAAAGGGCGAGGACGUCCUCUAGAUCUAUAUCGGAGUCCAAUGAUGCAGGCAGCCAAGGACACUCUCUCAGAGGGUCUGGGCUUCAAUAGAAACUCUGGCACUUCUUCAUGACUAAACGUAGCCGAUUAACCACGUGGGAAUGUGUCCGCAGAGGGGGAGCAACCCAGUUCAAUCUGUUUAUAGCUCAGCUGCUGGCAGGAUAGAACAGUGCUAAGAAGGAUGGAGCCACAAAAGAAUCUGCUGGACACGUGCUCCAAUCCAUUGGUGUGACACCCUUGGACUGUCAGUGCCCUUAUUCCAGAGUGACUGGAGCUGGUUUUAAUUGCCAGACGGAAAGCUUGCAUGGCUCUCGAGAUGAAAAGGUAAUGCUGGUUUUCCACAAGACCCUGCCUUUGAUUGGGAACUGAUAACUUGCUCUAAAUCAGGACUACCAGCAGCAUGCUUUUGUCCGGGAAAACAAAGCAAGCAAAGCACCAGCGCCAACAGUCUCUUGGUGGACAGCAGCCAGAAAAGCAUGAUGACAGCUUUAGGUCCAAGAGCUUGCCGGUUCUUAAUGGGUGUGUUCCACGGAUUAAUACCAUGCAAAGUGCUCUCCUUGUCAACAAAAGGACCUUCUUGCAGAGUUUCCAGGGGGUCUCUGAUCAGAGAUAUGGUCUUAACUCUGACACAUCAGGACAUCAGAGCAAUGCUGCUGCUGUUACAACUUCCACCAGAACAAUAUUGUCUUUUACAGCUUCUAGCUUCUCAAGAAUUGGAAGUUUUAUUGAAAGAACAGACUGCAAUAACUCUGCUGGCAUGAGUAAAGGGAUUUCACCAGCUUCCACGCUGUUAGCAAUCCCAGGCAGAAAAUUCCUCAAUGUGGUACUUGCAGACUCUCGCUUCUUUUUAGUGUGCAUGUGCUUUCUCACGUUCAUCCAGUCCCUCAUGGUGUCUGGUUAUCUCAGUAGUGUUAUCACCACCAUAGAACGGAGGUACAGUCUGAAAAGUUCGGAAUCUGGGCUGCUGGUCAGCUGUUUUGAUAUUGGCAGCCUGAUGGUAGUGGUAUUCAUCAGUUACUUUGGGGGGCGAGGACGAAGGCCUCUGUGGCUUGCUGUUGGUGGUUUUUUUAUUGCUCUUGGGGCUGCCAUGUUCUCUUUACCUCAUUUCAUCUCUCCGCCAUAUCAGAUUCAGGAACUGAACUCUUCUGUGUCUAAUGAUGGCUUGUGCUUGACUAACAAUAACACAGCCAAAGACCAUGUGGAAUCACCUGCCUGUUUCAAAGAUUCAGGUGGAAAUAACCAUUCACUCUAUGUAGCUUUAUUUAUUUGUGCCCAAAUUCUCAUUGGCAUGGGCUCCACACCCAUCUAUACCUUGGGACCAACUUACUUGGAUGACAAUGUCAAGAAAGAAAACUCAUCACUCUAUCUAGCUAUAAUGUAUGUAAUGGGAGCUCUUGGUCCUGCAGCAGGAUAUUUAUUAGGAGGAGUUCUUAUUGGAUUUUAUGUGGAUCCUAGAAGUACUAUUUAUAUUGACCAGAGUGACCCUCGCUUCAUUGGUAACUGGUGGAGUGGAUUCCUUCUUUGUGCCAGUGCAAUGCUACUUGUUAUACUCCCCAUGUUUACUUUCCCCAAAAAACUUCCACCUCGACACAAGAAAAAGAAAAGGAAUAUUGCUGAUGAUAUUUCGAAUGAGGAUGAUAUAGUGAAAGAGAAAGCAAACAACAAACAGCAGAUAGACCAGGAAGUCCCUGCUUCAAUGGGAUUUGAAAAGAAUGUUAAAGAACUUCCAAGAGCUGCUGUCAGGAUCUUAAGCAACAUGACAUUUCUUUUUGUGAGUUUGUCAUACACAGCUGAGAGUGCCAUUGUUACUGCUUUUAUUACCUUUAUUCCCAAGUUCAUCGAGUCACAGUUUGGCAUCCCAGCUUCCAAUGCCAGCAUCUAUACUGGUGUGAUUAUUGUUCCAAGUGCUGGCGUUGGUAUUGUCCUAGGGGGCUACAUUAUAAAAAAACUCAAACUCAGUGCAAGAGAAUCUGCAAAAUUGGCAAUGAUCUGCUGUGGUGUGUCUCUUCUGUGCUUUUCAACACUUUUCAUUGUUGGAUGUGAAAGCAUUAAUCUAGGGGGAAUAAAUAUCCCUUAUACUACAGGCCCUACCCUCACAAUGACGCACAGAAAUCUGACUGGCAGCUGUAAUGUCAAUUGUGGCUGUAAAAUCCAUGAAUAUGAACCUGUGUGUGGAUCUGAUGGAAUCACGUAUUUCAAUCCUUGUCUUGCUGGUUGCAUCAGUAGUGGAAAUCAUAGUACUGGGAUAAGAAAUUAUACAGAAUGUGCCUGUGUCCAAAGUCGACAAGUUAUCACCCCACCAACAGUUGGGCAGCGCAGCCAACUAAGGGUGGUCAUUGUGAAAACCUAUCUCAACGAGAAUGGUUAUGCUGUGUCUGGGAAGUGCAAUCGAACCUGCAAUACACUCAUCCCAUUCCUUAUAUUCCUCUUUAUAGUUACGCUCAUCACAGCUUGUGCUCAGCCAUCAGCAAUCAUAGUAACGCUUAGGUCUGUGGAAGAUGGUGAGAGGCCUUUUGCACUUGGAAUGCAAUUUGUUUUAUUAAGAACCCUUGCAUACAUUCCUACCCCAAUUUAUUUUGGAGCUGUUAUUGACACCACCUGCAUGCUGUGGCAACAGGAGUGUGGUGUGCAAGGAUCGUGUUGGGAAUACGAUGUGACAUCCUUUCGUUUUGUCUACUUUGGCUUGGCAGCUGGUCUGAAAUGUGUUGGAUUUCUAUUCAUUUUCCUUGCAUGGUAUUCCAUUAAGUAUAAAGAGGAGAAGCUGCAGAGGCAGAUGUGGAGGGAUUCACAUAUCAGCACAGUGAGUGAAGCGAUGGGUAACACUGGAAUGCAACAAAACUACGCGCGGACUAGAUCUUGCCCUACCUUUAGCUCUCAAGGUGAGCGUGCUGAAGAUACGAGUCUGGGUGUAAGCAUGCAUUCUACAGCACAGACCUAUCCAGGGCCCCUUACAGAAACAAUAAACACUGCAUUGGAGAAGGCUUCUGAAGAUGCCACUCUUAAGAUAUAAGAGUGUGCCUUUUUUGGCAACCUCAGAUUUGGUUUGUUGAUUAUUUUUAAGUAUGGGGCCUUUUGAAACACCCGUGCCUUCUUGAUAAAGCUAUCUGGAAUAGAUAACAAACCAUCAGAACUUAAUGUACAGAGCCAUGGCAUAUUUGAGGGCUGGAUACCUCAAACUACCCAGGUCAAUCUUUCUUAUCUUUGGGAAAAGGAGUUUUAAACUAUAUUUGUAAGUACUUCAACUGCAUCUAUGAGAUCCUCAUAUUCAGGCAAAUGUUUAAAAUGGUUAAUGAUUCUAAGAACUACAUUAUCAUUGAUGAUAAAGCAAUGCAUUCACAACCUUUGGACUGGAGAACAGACACAUUACUUUGCAUUCUCUUUCAAAGCACAACUAUGACUCUUCACAGCUAUGCAACUUGAGUUGGAUAACUUUUUGCUCUGGGUAUUUUUCUUCAAAAGUUCAUCACUGAAUUGCAAAAGAGGCCAUUGAAAUAAUGCAAUGUACUUACGCAAUAUGUUUUCUUUUUAAAGAAUUACUUGAAGUUACAGAGCAGACUUUACCAAAUAAAGUCUCAAUUUCUAAGUCAUAAUAAAGUUUUAAUUGUUACUUGUUAGCCUCUCAAUGUAAUUUAAUUUUAGCAUGGCAUGGUGUAUUCUCAGUUUAGGAUAUUGCAAAAUUAUAGGCACCAGUUUUUUCAGUAUUUCUUAAAACAUAACAAACUUUACCUAAAAACCAUUUUAGUACUUGCAUAUUCUGCAACUAGGAGCUAGUCUACCACUCUGCUAUAGUCUCCCAAGUUCCCUUUCAAGAUUUCAUAGACUCAACAAAACCAAAAAUCUACCUUGUGGCAGUCUGAGAUGAACCUCACAUUAUAUUGAAGCUGGCAGUAUGGCAACAUCAUAGGUUUUUAAAAAAAUGUUAAGGAAAAAAUUGUUCAGUUGAAUGUUGCCUUUUUUUUUUUUGAGUGAAUGUUCCAGGCUAAAUUUCUGGUUUUGUUCAGUUCAAAAUUAUCAUAGCUUGUUGAUCCUUUAUUUUAAGCCCCAUUGUAGAGAUAGAAAAGUUCAAUUACAACUGAAGGUGUGAUUCAGACACCUCAGAGAGCAACAACAGAGAAAACUUUGUGACGUAGUCCUCAUUUAGGAGUUUUACUUCUAAUAUCAGAUUUUUUUUGUCCUUUGUGGUUGAUGAUCCAAACAGUUAGCUUUGUGCAAGCAACAAAAUUUUGAAGCUUUCCUUUGCAGAUGAGUCCCCUGUAUUCCUAGACAGGGAAGUCUUGAAACCCAGAGCAAGUGCAUCUUUGAUUUCCGUUACAGCCUAAGGAGAUGCUGCCAGAAAGCUUUUGUGCACCCCUAAAAUUAUUUGGGGGGGGGGGGUUAUAAGAGAGAAAACU
Molecule: messenger RNA, 4719 nt
Organism: Anolis sagrei ordinatus
Lineage: Eukaryota; Metazoa; Chordata; Lepidosauria; Squamata; Anolidae
Gene: SLCO5A1
Product: solute carrier organic anion transporter family member 5A1
Biological process (GO): sodium-independent organic anion transport; transmembrane transport
Cellular component (GO): plasma membrane
Molecular function (GO): protein binding
Source: RefSeq, a predicted model, not a curated record